Molecule: messenger RNA, 5142 nt
Organism: Nothobranchius furzeri (turquoise killifish)
Lineage: Eukaryota; Metazoa; Chordata; Actinopteri; Cyprinodontiformes; Nothobranchiidae
Gene: npc1l1
Product: NPC1-like 1
Biological process (GO): cholesterol homeostasis; intestinal cholesterol absorption
Cellular component (GO): plasma membrane
Molecular function (GO): lipid carrier activity; cholesterol binding
Source: RefSeq, a predicted model, not a curated record
CGCUUUCUGGAUUGAUGUGUGUUGGUGAGGAACGAGGUGAGGCUGAUUAUUUUGGAUCCCUCCAAAAUUGUUUCACCAAGCUGCUUUGAAUCACCACAGAAACCGUAUCGCCAUCGCUCCCACGUUAAUGAUCUAAUAGAGGAAUUCAUCCUGUGGUGCCACGAUUGGUCCACUGGGACAUCACACCAGAUAAGACGGGUGUGACAUCACACAAGGAAUGACGUUGGACAUGUGAUAAUGUUUUUUCUACCCAACCCAUUCCACUGUGGGACCAGAUGGACGAUAGGAGGAAGAGGACUCCACCGGACGCCGCAGAGGUCCCUUCACUGUCUUCACCUAAUGUGUCCCAAAAGGUGAUAAUUGCACACUCCGUUAAAAGUUAGAAGUGAGGACUUUGGAAUCAUGCUCCGUGUUGAAGCUCUGAUCUUUUUUAUGGCAGGUGUGGUGUUUUCAGAGGCCACACCUGAGCCGGGAUUCUGUGGUUUCUAUGAGGAGUGUGGUCGUAACCCCACUGUUGGAGGGAUACCCCUCAUUCCUCCUAUUGUCCCAUGUUUCGAUCCUAGUGCUGCCAGACAUCUCACAGGGGAGCACUACUUGAAGCUCAAGGAGGUGUGUCCCAUGAUGGACCAAGGUGAGAACAACACAUACGCCUGCUGUUCCAUGAAACAGCUCCAAUCCCUGGACAGGAGCCUAACCUUGUCCAAAGCUGUACUGGUCCGCUGCCCUUCUUGUGUUGAGAACUUUGCCCACCUGCACUGCAUCAACACCUGCAGCCCCAACCAGACGCAGUCAGUGAAAGUCACAAAGGUCAUGAACGUCACUUAUUUAGGCACCACAAGGGAGGCGGUGGUGGCCUACCAGUCAUAUCUCAGCUCCACUUUUGCAAAUGCUGCCUUCCAGUCUUGUAAGAAUGUCAGGAUCCCAGCUACUGGAGGCUUUGCAAUCUCCACCAUGUGUGGUAGGUACGGUGCCAAGCUGUGCACCGCCCAGCGCUGGUAUGAUUUCCAAGGGGACUCCAGUAAUGGCCUCGCUCCACUGGACAUUGACUUUCAAAUAAUAAAAGACAGUGAUGUUGAAGGACUACCAGACGAUGUGAUUCCUUACAAUGGGCGUGCUCUGAGGUGUAACGAGACAACACCAUUAGGUGGUGAAGUCUGCUCCUGCCAGGACUGCCAAGAGUCGUGUCCGAGCAUGCCACCGUUGCCACAGCCCCCGCCACCCUUCAGCUUGUUCGGGAUCGAUGGAUUCUUUGUCCUUUCUAUCAUCCUCUUGUGUCUGCUGAUCCUGGCUUUCUUACUCUACCUCAUUGUCUCAUGCUUGAUGGAUUCUACUAAAGGAGAGAAGAAAAAACAUAAAAGCAAAGACCAGAACCGUAAUGAAGUGACUGAGCGCAUCAUUCAACCAUCAGAAGUGACAUGCUCUGACAGAAACAGCUUGGCUGCUCAAGCUUUCAUGAGCAGGCUUUUUCAGCGGUGGGGAACGCUCAUGGCCUCUUACCCCCUAACAGUCAUCCUUGUGGCGGCUGUCAUCGUGAUUGCGUUCUCUGUUGGGCUCAAGUCUAUUAAGCUCACCACGGAUCCGGUGGAGCUGUGGUCUGCACCCAACAGCAGGGCCCGUCAGGAGAAAGACUUCCAUGACGCACACUUUGCCCCCUUCUUUCGGACAAACCAGCUGAUCCUGACGGCGCCGCAGAGAAAAGGCCACAUUUAUGACUCUUUGCUGUUUGGAAAGCAGAAUUUCAGCGGGCUUAUAUCCAAAGAUCUGAUCAUUGAGCUGCUCGAGCUCCAGGAAAAAAUACGGAAAAUUGAGUUCUGGUCUGAGGAACUGAACAGCACAGCGAGUCUGACGGAUGUGUGUUAUGCACCACUGAAUCCAUCCAACCCUUCCCCGACUGACUGUGCUGUAAACAGCCUGCCACAGUACUUUCAGAACAGCCUGGAAAACAUCAACGCUAAAGUGAACAUGACUGAGCUGGGAGUGACCAAAGAGGUGGACUGGAGAGACCACCUUAUCUAUUGCCUUAACUCUCCUUUGUCCUUCAAGGACAUCACAGACUUAGGAAUGAGCUGCAUGGCUGAUUACGGUGCUCCUGUUUUCUCAUUUCUAGCUGUGGGAGGCUAUAACGAUGACGAAUACACCAAUGCUGAAGCUUUAAUCUUGACCUUCUCCCUGAACAACUACAUCCGUGACAACCCCAAAUUCAAAGUAGCUUUGCAGUGGGAGAAAGAGUUUCUCAAGAUUGUUCAGGAAUAUCAGAGAAACCCAAACGCCAACUUCACCUUUGCAUACAUGGCAGAGAGGUCUCUGGAGGAUGAAAUAAAUCGAACCACAGCGGAGGACAUUCCCAUCUUCAUGAUCAGCUAUGCUGUAAUUUUUGUAUACAUUGCUGUGGCACUGGGGGAGUACAACUCAUGGAAACGUAUACUGGUUGACUCAAAGUUUUUGGUGGGCUUGGGUGGGAUCCUGGUGGUCGGCUGUUCGGUCCUGGCCUCCAUGGGUUUCUACUCGUGGAUCGGUAUCCCGUCCUCGCUGGUCAUCCUCCAGGUUGUUCCCUUCCUGGUGCUAGCUGUAGGAGCUGACAACAUCUUCAUCUUUGUUCUAGAGUACCAGAGGGAUGUACGGAGACCCGGGGAGACCAGGGAGGAGCACAUUGGUCGUGCUCUUGGACAAGUUGCUCCCAGCAUGCUCUUGUGCAGUCUGUCUGAGUCUGUCUGCUUCUUUUUAGGGGCCUUGUCCACCAUGCCAGCAGUGAAAGCGUUUGCACUCUAUGCUGCUUUGGCUGUCCUCAUGGACUUUGUCCUCCAGAUGACUGCCUUUGUUGCACUUCUGUCCCUGGAUGCCCGGCGCCAAGACAAAAACCGCUGUGAAAUAUUCUGCUGUGCUACCGUGUCAACACAACAUCCCAACAAGCCUAAUGAGGGCUUUUUACUGCCUUUCAUGAGGAAAUACUACGCCCCAUUCCUGCUGCACAGCUUCACCAGAGUCGCAGUGAUGCUGGUUUUCAUCUUCAUGCUGUGUGCAUCCAUUUUCCUCAUGCUGAAUGUAAAAGUAGGUCUAGAUCAGGAGCUGGCCAUGCCACAGGGAUCUUACAUGCUGGAUUAUUUCAAAUACCUGUACAAAUACUUUGAAGUUGGAGUUCCUGUUUAUUUUGUGACGAAGAGGGGGUUCAACUUUACCACAGUGGAGGGCAUGAAUGCCAUCUGCUCUAGCGUUGGGUGUGAUCAGUUCUCAAUGACCCAGAAGAUCCGGUAUGCUACAGAAUUUCCUGAACGAUCCUAUUUGGCUAUCCCUGCUAACUCGUGGGUGGAUGAUUUCAUUGACUGGUUAAAUCCUGGAUCCAAAUGCUGUCGCCUCUACACCUUUGGUCCCAACAAUGGAAACUUCUGCCCGGCAAACAUAUCUGGUCUUUUGUGUAGAGACAAUUGUAUGGAGAAACCUGUAGGUGGUGUCCUCAGGCCCACUGAGACGGAAUUCAACCGCUUCCUCCCCCACUUCCUGGGAAACAGGCCUGACCUGAAGUGCUCCAAAGGAGGUCUUGGAGCUUAUGACACAGCGGUGGUGAGAGAUGAAAGUGGGGAAAUAAUAGCCUCUCGGUUCAUGGCUUACCACACACCGUUGACCAACUCUCAGGAGUUCACUGCUGCCCUGCUGAAGGCCAGAGAGCUGGCCAGCAACAUCACCAAGUCCAUGAGGAACAUUUCAGGCACGUCUGAGGACUUUGAAGUAUUUCCCUACACGAUAACCAACGUAUUUUACGAGCAGUACCUGACCAUUGUACCAGAGGGACUCUUCAACAUCGGCCUGUGUCUCCUGCCCACAUUUGUGGUCUGCUGUCUGUUGCUGGGUUUGGAUCUGCGCUCCGGCCUGCUCAACCUGCUCACCAUAAUCAUGAUCGUCGUGGACACCGUUGGCAUCAUGACUUUGUGGAGUAUUGAUUACAAUGCCGUGGCGCUGAUCAAUCUGGUCACGGCGGUGGGCAUCUCUGUGGAGUUUGUGUCUCACAUGACGAGAACUUUUGCACUGAGCACCAGGCUCACACGUGUGGAGAGAGCAAAGGAGGCUACGGCCAAUAUGGGCAGUGCAGUGUUUGCUGGUGUUGCGAUGACCAACCUGCCAGGCAUCCUUGUGCUAGCUUUUGCCAAAGCACAGCUCAUCCAGAUCUUCUUCUUCCGGUUAAAUCUCGUCAUCACACUUUUGGGGAUGGCUCAUGGGCUCAUAUUCCUCCCUGUGCUGCUCAGUUAUUUUGGUCCUGGUGUGAAUAAAGCAGUGCUGCUGCAGGCCCAGCAGGCUAAACAGAAACUGGAGAUGAGCAGCAAAAUGAGAGAAGUUUAUGAUAACAUUGGCUAUGAAGAAGAGGAAGCGAAAGACACAAGCACCACAAAAACUCCUGCCGACACCAACAGACAAUCAGAUUCUAUAGAAAGUGAGGACAGAGUUGAUUCUUUCUGAGCAUCAACCAAAAAACUGUUUUCAGGCUACUCAGUAAAAAUAUCUGUGUCACGUGUAGAGCGAAGACGGACACAGAAGGACACAAACAAACGUGGAGCCGCUUUUUGGCUUCAUAUGGAAAUCAUUAACCUAAGAAGUACCUCAAUCACAAACAGACUUGUGGAACACGCCGUUGUCAAAUAACGCAACACCUGGCUGCUGCAAUGACAGUCGUGAGAAAGUUGGAUCGUGCAUUUGUAUUUUUUGUUUGUUUGUUUGUUUGUUUGCACUGGGUGUAAUUAUUUUGUAUAUUAUAUAAGCAGUGUUUCAAGAGAUAUCAAAGGAACACGUUCACACUCCAGCAUAGUUUCUUCAAAUGUGUUCAGGUUAGCUAGAAUCAGUGGACACACAUCCUAAUUAAAAGUGUUUAUUACUUCAUGACAGGUAAUCAGACGUUGCAAGUGUAAUGCAAAUUUUUAAACAUAUUUCUAAAUUAUUUAGUUUUAUUUUGUCAUUUUUAGCCAUUUGCAGGUCACCUGUAACUGAUUGCAUCCACAGCUCUCCUGGCUGUAAAGUCCUAAAUCAUUUCAGGUAAAAAAAUACAUUUCAAGACCAAAGUUGUUCAGCGACAAAGGUGCUAAAGAUAACUAAUACAAGACUGUGUGUUUUCCCAAUAUUAAAGCUGGAAAUAAUAAACCUACUUUUUUGAGGGUG